This is a messenger RNA of Gossypium arboreum, 1329 nucleotides long. RefSeq lists its product as uncharacterized. Lineage: Eukaryota; Viridiplantae; Streptophyta; Magnoliopsida; Malvales; Malvaceae. The transcript is spliced from 6 exons. Bases 155 to 1207 code for a protein of 350 amino acids. The record is from RefSeq and is a predicted model, not a curated record.
AGCCAGGUAGUGAAAUCUAGAUAAAAAAAAGGAAAAUAAAGAGAAAAAGUGAGGAAUAGGAAAAUAGUUUAAAACGCAGUCGUCCCGACGUUCCUUUUUGUUCAGCUGCCUCGCUUGUCGCAGGCGUAGAGCGCUGCAAGAAAACUCGGGGGCGAUGCUUGAGUGGAGAUUCCGAGUUUCACUCCAUCAUCUAGUGACCGGUUACGCUGGCCUUGUUUCAGCAAGGAAAAUAGUGCUUCCUCUUACUUGCAUCCAACCAAAAGGGCUUGAGAGCUUAAAGCGGUCAGUGCAUACUUCGAACGACGAUGAUGAUUUUGCGGAAUUAGGCUUACCGGUGGAAAGGGUUGGAGGUGUAAUUGCGAAACUGAUGACAGAAAGGCCUCAACAUUUUGUGAAAAUCAAUGGUACUAAAAAGAAGUUAAAUGGGUCACCAUUUAAGGAAGACAGCUGCCUUAACAUCAAGGAUGUAUCACUUAAAGUUGGGAACUCUUUUGUUCCUUCUCUAGAUCUUGAGAACAAUGAUAGUGGAAGAUCUACUUUCAGAACUUCAAGUUCUGUUACGAUUAAGAAUGCACCUUCUAUAAUUGACUUUCUUGAGUUAAAGGAGGCAAUUUCAGUUUUUGGUAAGGUUAUAAAGGUUUCCAGGAGGCCUGGUCCAUAUGGACUUGAUAAUUGGGACAUUGAAUUUAAGAGAUUGAAGUCAAGCAAGAAAGCAUUAUCAGUUGGCUAUAUAACUGUAAAGAAAAUGCAUCUCCGAAUUUGGCCACUGCAGUCAUUAGAAACUGUUAUAGUUAGAAUUAGCAACAUCAGCUUAGAGACUGCAGAUUCAACAAUACACUCUGCAUGCAAAUUAUGUGGUUCUUUGAAGGGUCUUGUGAGGAUGAAAGAGGAUGUUGUGGAUGCCUUAUUUAGUUUGAAGGGUGAAACAGACACAAAGAGCACACUAAAGAAAUUGAACUCUACAGUGAUUGAUGAGUCAAAAUGGUUAGCUCAUUUACAGCAAAGCGACUCUCCGUCAAUGGCGAUGACUGAAAACGGCAAUGCUGAAGGUGAUUUGGGGUUUAAAAUUGGUGGACAUUUGGCUGACUUGGAAAGGGAAGUACUUAUGAAGAAGAUUUGUGUGGAAGACCUGCACCGUUUGCAUCAUUGCGUGCUACACCUUGAAAAUCACCCUCUGAAAGCUCCAUCAACAGAAUCUGAGUUGUAAAUUCUCAGCAGCAAUUACUAGAAUGGCUUUAUCAGAAUUUGAGUAUCAAAUAUACGGCUUUUGCCUCUGACAGCUUCCUACGGGAAAUCUGUUGGAGCCUCAAUCAGGGUUCUCAAGAAAAA